CUUUGUUCGUAGGCUAGUAGAAGGCUAGUAAAAAAGACUUCUGUCCUACAUGUUUUCAAUUCAAUGAACCGUGAAUUGUAUAAUGUCCGAGAAUGUCCAUUUCUGGAACUCUGAGCAACUAUUAUGUGGACUCUAUAAUAAGUCACGAGAGCGAAGAUCCGACUUCAGUCAGGUUUUCCAAUGUACAGUAUUCGAACUCCAGGCAACCGGGGGGACAUGGCGAGCAUCCCGAAUUCCCCUCUUGUAGCUUCCAGCCUAAACCUCCCGUUUUUAGCUCGUCCUGGAGCCCGUUCAGCCCCCAUGCCUCCAAUGGCUUACCAGCGGUUUACCAUCCAUACAUCCCGACUCAGCCCGUGCCUUCCACGGACACCCGAUACAUACGCACUUGGCUCGACUGCGCUCCGCGCUCGGAGUCCCUCCCCGGGCAGGGGCAGGUCAAGAUGGAGCCGCUACUGGGACACCUCGGGGAACCCCCCAAAAUCGGUGGACACGAGUACAUUUUGGAAUCCUCUUCGGCAAGAGAGAUGAAUUCCAGCCAGGGCUCCGGAUUCGAGGACAAUAAGGAUAUCUGUGAAGGUACCGAAGACAAAGAAGGGCCAGAUCAAAAUGACCCCUCUGCCAACUGGUUGCAUGCCCGGUCUUCCCGGAAGAAGCGGUGCCCUUACACGAAAUACCAAACCCUCGAGCUCGAGAAAGAGUUCCUCUUCAACAUGUACCUCACCCGGGACAGAAGGCACGAGGUAGCGCGCUCCCUGAACUUGACCGAGAGACAAGUCAAAAUAUGGUUCCAAAACCGACGGAUGAAAAUGAAGAAAAUGAAUAAGGAUCAACCCAAGGAUUAAGAAAAAAGGGGAGUGCUAUUAAAAACACCACCAUUACAAAGAGUCUGCUUUCUCGUUACUUUUCCCUUAAAUAGGCAUACAUGGACUGUAAUGGGUAAAGUGGGGGUGCAGGAAGCUUGUUUUUAUUAUUUUCCAUAUCGAUGUGAAAUACCCUCUGACAUUAUAGAAGCGCAGACCAAUAGAGAAACCCCUUAUGGUACAUUGUAGCUCAGUUGGUAUAGCAUGGCGCUUGUGACGCCAGGGUAGUUGGUUUGUUUCCCGGGAUCACCCGUACGUAAAAUGUAUGCACGCAUGACUGUAAGUCGCUAUGGAUAAAAGCGUCUGCUAAAUGCCAUAUAUUAUACUAUACAGUAGAAAGGAGGGUGGAUUCACGC
This is a messenger RNA of Salmo salar (Atlantic salmon), 1216 nucleotides long. It is a transcript of the gene hoxb9ab, whose product is annotated as homeobox protein HoxB9ab. The record is from RefSeq and is marked provisional. NCBI's taxonomy places the organism in Eukaryota, Metazoa, Chordata, Actinopteri, Salmoniformes, Salmonidae. Gene Ontology annotation, molecular function: RNA polymerase II cis-regulatory region sequence-specific DNA binding; DNA-binding transcription factor activity, RNA polymerase II-specific. Gene Ontology annotation, cellular component: nucleus. Gene Ontology annotation, biological process: DNA-templated transcription; anterior/posterior pattern specification; embryonic skeletal system morphogenesis.